This is a messenger RNA of Rhopalosiphum maidis (corn leaf aphid), 1162 nucleotides long. RefSeq names its product zinc finger protein 830. The coding region runs from base 206 to 1072 and encodes 288 amino acids. Lineage: Eukaryota; Metazoa; Arthropoda; Insecta; Hemiptera; Aphididae. Gene Ontology annotation, cellular component: nucleus; spliceosomal complex. Gene Ontology annotation, biological process: mitotic DNA damage checkpoint signaling; mitotic DNA replication checkpoint signaling; nuclear DNA replication. The transcript is spliced from 5 exons. Gene Ontology annotation, molecular function: zinc ion binding; nucleic acid binding. The record is from RefSeq and is a predicted model, not a curated record.
UUUCUGUUGUUAAAACUUGAAUUUUUACUGUUUACUGUUUAGUUAUAAUAAUAAUAUUAUUGUAAUAUAAUAUCCAUAGACAAGUAUGCUAUGUUUAUUUCGUGUAUGAGUUACCUUCCGUAUGUUAAGUUUAAAUAUACAACGAUAGUUUUUUCGUAUUGUUGUCGUUAAUUGAUUCGUGAGUUUUUCAUAAAUUGUGCAAAGUAUGGCAUCAAUGAGUGCUGCGAAAAAGAAACAAGUGUCUCAAAAUGAGCUGCGUUUAUUAAUGCUCAAGCAAAAACUUCAGACUCAAAGGGUGAAAAAGAAAAUCGAGUCACCAUUGGCAAAAUAUAGCAUAAAUGGUCAACUGUCUUGUAUUGUGUGCAAAUUAAACAUAAAAGAUGAUUCUUUAUGGAGUGUUCAUAUCUCUUCCAAGGUUCACAAGGAAAACAUUUCCAAACGUAAACCAGAGUCAUCAAAAAUGACUGAAAGGUUAGCAGUGACUACGGAAAGUUUAAAACGUACUCUACCUAAACAAGAAAGUUUUGUUCCACCAAAAAAAUUAAAAGGUAUUUUAAAAAAUUAUAAAGCUCCACCAGAAAGAGUUCCUAAUGAUUUCUUCCAAAGCCCAACUCCAACUUCAUCAGAAAAUAGAAAUGUUAAUCAAGAAACUGACGAAAAAAUGGAUGAACAAACAGAGAAUAUUGAUGAUAUAAAUCUUGAUAAAGGUGAACUUCCAAAAGGAUUUUUUGAUGAUCCUAUGUUAGAUGCUAAGAUUCGAAAUGAGGAGUAUGUCAGCUCAAUUGAUGAAGAAUUUAUAAAAUUUCAAAAAGAAAUUAAAGAAGAGAACAUGUUAUCUGAACAAAUAAUGGCAGAUAAUGAAGAUGAAACUACUUAUGGGCGACAAGUAGAAGAAAUUGAUGAACAAAUCAAACAUUGGUCAAAAGUUAUCGAACUGGAGAAGAAAAGAGAAAAAAUUGCUUUAGCUACAGAAAAUAUGAAUAUCAUGGAAAUUAAAAAUGAAUCAGAUGAAGCCGAAGAAUCUGAUGGUUCAGAUAUGGACGAGUUUAUUGAUUGGCGGUCAAAAAAAUGAAAAUAUUGAAUAUGAUAUUAUAGUUCAGACUAUGUUAAAUAUAUAUUUUUUUUAUGUGUAUACAGUUAUAAUAAAAAUGUCUUAAAGUUC